AUGCCUCUGACGGUAGUUACCUACAAAGAUUUGUACGGCUGGACGAUGGAUGAGAUCGUGGCAAAGAUAGGAAAGAAAAAUAAUUGCACAUUUUGUGGUGUCUUCCGUCGGCAAGCUCUGGACCGACGCGAUGAUAUUGGCGGAAAACCAGUGCUGAUAGAACAUACUUACGGUGGCCGAUGUUGCGAGACUCAGAACUUCAACGUGUUCACGAGCGCACUCCGACUGGCCAAACGAAGGCGAACUUCCAUCGAGAUAAACGUUGAAAACAAGAACGGCAUUCGAGAG
Molecule: messenger RNA, 288 nt
Organism: Ostertagia ostertagi
Lineage: Eukaryota; Metazoa; Nematoda; Chromadorea; Rhabditida; Trichostrongylidae
Source: the annotation of a GenBank genome assembly